AUGCUAUUGUCAAACACCUUCAUCUACUCAGGACGACUGAAGUGUGGUACGGCUGCUGUCGCUUCCCGCAAGCUCGAACUCCUCCGGCCUGACGGUCUCACUGCUUACCACCAUGGUCCGCAGCAAUCAAAAUCGAGUGUGGUAGAGGCUUGUACUGGCACUAAUGUAACACACUGUUGGAUCUCUCGUUCCUUAUCGCCAGAUCAACCUGUCGUGUUCAUCAACACCGAUCUCAUCUCAUCAACCCUAGAAGCGCAAUUUGGAUCACGCAUCACCAACACCUUAGAGGCACGGCUUGUCACGCAGCUCACGGUGUCUCUUCUCAGCCUGGGUGUCCCCGCCGGAGAAGUUGGAAUCAUAGCAUUCUAUCGUUCACAGCUCGCCUUGCUGCGACAAAGCCUCGCUUCUGCACACACCCAAACACAGAUCUCCGAAUUUGCUGCUCCCACUAUCAGUGGUCGAGGUUGUGCUGGAGUCGAGCUACAUACUGCGGACAAAUUUCAAGGUCGGGACAAAGAAGUCGUCAUCGUGUCUUGCGUACGAAGCAACGAGAACGGCACAGUCGGUGAUCUUCUAAAGGAUCGUAGACGCGUCAAUGUCGCUCUCACACGCGCGCGAUCAAAACUUGUCAUUAUCGGUAGUGAGAAGACAUUAUCAAGCAACGAGCUUUUGCGUGAUAUGGUCGCCCUCUGCCGAGAGAAAGACUGGGUGCUUGAUCUCCAACCCGACAUGGUGGAGUCACAUUCCUUCGACGAAAGCAUCACGCAAACUAGCAAGACACCUGUGAGACAGUCGAAUUCUUCCAUGUUCACCAGCAAGAUGGCAAAGAGCCCCAGGCUAACGCCCAGUCCUUCGAAGAAGCGCAAAGUACUCGGCGAUCUCACAGCGAAACCUGGCAAGGUGAACGUUAGGAGUCCGAAGAAGAGGAUUGGUGGUAAAAUCACAAGUGGAAGUCCUGAAGAGAAGCGGAUACCCGGAAAAGUCAUUACAGCAGGAAAGAGGGGCGUAUUCGAGGGCAGACCGAUCUUGAGGGAUAUUUACAAUGGCGCCAUCUAA
This is a messenger RNA of Alternaria rosae, 1056 nucleotides long. Its product is annotated as AAA domain-containing protein. The transcript has a single exon. The record is from RefSeq and is a predicted model, not a curated record. Gene Ontology annotation, biological process: replication fork reversal. NCBI's taxonomy places the organism in Eukaryota, Fungi, Ascomycota, Dothideomycetes, Pleosporales, Pleosporaceae. Gene Ontology annotation, molecular function: 5'-flap endonuclease activity. Gene Ontology annotation, cellular component: cytoplasm. The coding region runs from base 1 to 1056 and encodes 351 amino acids.